Molecule: messenger RNA, 1336 nt
Organism: Hordeum vulgare subsp. vulgare (domesticated barley)
Lineage: Eukaryota; Viridiplantae; Streptophyta; Magnoliopsida; Poales; Poaceae
Exons: 1
Coding region: 200-1153 (317 amino acids)
Source: RefSeq, a predicted model, not a curated record
GAUCGCACGGCCGGUCUAAUCUCAUCCUCUGGUAGACUGGCCGGUAUAAGACACACAUGGCGAUGUCGAUCCAUUUCAUCUCGUCAACACUCAACAAAGCUCAACGUGCUGUUGCGGCUAAGAGAAGCAAGCAAGCGAGCACCACGCUCUUGCUCGAUCCGGUGCUGGCUAGCUGCAGAUCAGCGAGAGGGCGACAGAGAUGCCCGUGGUGGGGCUCAUCCCGUUCGUGUACGCGGCGAUCAAGAGGAAGCAGAGGUCGUCAGCGAGGGCGGACCGCUACGCGGAGAUCGCCGCGGCGGCGCGCUUCGACGGCGGCGGGCGCGCCGCCUACCAGUCUCAGAGCUGUCAUUUCGCCGUGCGUCCACCUUCGCCGCCCGACGAGCUCGGGUUCUCGUGCGACGGCGACAGCCGGCCGCCACCGGAGAGUCUCUCGCGGAAGCUUUCCUCGGCGGAUCGCUACGAGCGCCUGCUGGCCACGGACGGCCGGGAGGACGCGCGCUUCGACGCCGGCGGCUACCAGUCCCAGAGCUGCCGUUUCGCGGCUCGUCCGUGGACAACUGACGAGACCGCUGUACAGCGCUACGGAAGAGGCUCCGCUCCCCGCACGCAGCCGGAGGGCGUGCCGCGCCAGCUGCUUCCUACGGCCGGCCUAGACGCCCCCCUCGCUACUGGCGAGACGAGAGGACGGGAUAACGCGCGCUUCGACGGCGGCGGUGACCAGUCUCAGAGCUGCCGUUUCGCUGUCCGUCCUUCGCCGGCCAACGAGCUCCUCGUGUCGCGCGAAGACGGCGGCGCCUCCCGCCACCCUCUGGCGCGACGAGAGGAUAUCUCGCUCUCGCCACAGCUGCUUCUGCCGGCCAGUCGAAAAGACCGCAUCGGCACCGGUGAGACGCGCUGGCGGGAGCGAGAGCACGCUCGCUUGGACGGCGGCGGCAGUCACCAGUCUCAGAGCUGCCGGUUCGCCGCGCAACCUUCUGAUAUCGACGGGCACGGGCUUGGUUUCUCGCACGACGGAGGAUACGGCGUCGCCAGUCUGCCGCCGGAGGACCUCUCGCGCAAGCUGCUGCUGCCUGCCGGCCGGAGGGAGCGCGAGGUCUCCAGGUCCCUGAGGUUCAGCAGCAAGCGCGUGUUCGCAUGGGUCAGUGGCGCCUAGCAUGCUUUGUUGCUUUCUGAAAAGCAGUUUGCGUGCAGAGACACACCGUUGCGAAACCCGCGGUGAGCUUGGAGUGCUUUGGCGUGUCGGCCGGGCAUCUGAAUAUAUUCGACGCAUAUUUUAAAUUUAGAACAAUUGUUUGAUCAAGGACCUCUAUAAAUCCCUAAGACAGCAUCUACAGCC